AUGGGUCGCUUUCAUACUCCGGUUUUCAUGGUGCUAGCGAUGGUAGCACUGCCGGUACUGGUACGGUGUUGCCCGCGGACAUGUGUAUGCCACCAGCCCGCAGAAGUGCACUGCACGUUCCGCUCCUUACUUACCGUGCCAACUGGCGUGCCCAGACAGGUGGAACGGAUGAAUUUGGGGUUCAACACUAUAAAUAAAAUAACAUACAGCUCUUUUGUUGGGCUACGAAAACUAGAGCUGCUUUUGAUGCAUGGGAAUGAUGUGCAUCGAAUUCCUAAUGGAACAUUCCGUGACCUCAUAUCCCUUCAGAUGCUGAAACUAAGCUAUAAUAAGCUUAAGGUAAUUAGCAGACAAACCCUUAUGGGUCUCUGGAGUCUCACUAGACUGCACCUGGAUCACAACAAACUUGAGUUUAUCCACCCUGAUGCAUUUCAAGGCCUCACCUCUCUUCGUCUUCUGCAACUGGAGGGCAACCAGCUUCAGCAGCUCCACCCAGCCACCUUCUCCACUUUCUCUAUUCUUGGACACUUCCCAGUGUCCACCCUAAAGCACCUGUACCUGUCUGAUAAUGUACUGACCACAUUGUCACAGAAGACACUGACAAGCAUGCCCUACCUAGAAAACCUGUCCCUGCAUGGGAACCCCUGGACCUGUGACUGUCGCAUGAGAUGGUUCAAAGAGUGGAAUACAAAUUCACAAGGUGUGUUGAAAUGUAAGAAAGACAAAGACUAUUCUGAAGGCCAGCUAUGCCCUAUGUGUUCCUCUCCAAAACACCUAAAGAAGAAACAUCUCCAGGAGAUAGAGAAACCCACUUGCAAUACUCCCGUUCUCAGCACCCCUCAUAGAGUCAUUUCCACCGAGGACACAGAAAGUGACAUGCUGACAAUGGAGAAGUUUCGUCAACCUCUUGGCAACAUUUCCCUGGGCUUGUCAGAUGAACAUGGACAUCAAGUAGACCUGAACUGCCUUGUCACUGAGCCAAGAGAGCUGACUAGCAUAGGCUGGUACUAUGUUAACCUGUAUCAAAUAUCAGCAAACCUUAAUCUGACAUUAGAUCUACAGUGCCCCAUUGACAGGUCCAAUUAUGAGAGGUUGUGGAGAUUGAUUGCAUAUUACAGUGAUGUUCCAGCCCACCUUCGAAGGGAAAUUAUGCUAAAUAAGGACCCUUUCAUCAUCUUCAGAUAUAGGCAAGAUGUUGAAAGGGAUGCUCUUUACCAUACAGGAGUGAAAGCAAACAUAGCAGCUGAGCCUUCCUGGUUAAUGCAGUCAUCAAUGAGCCUCCAGCUUAACAGAAUUCAGUCUACAAGUAAAACUGUUCGACUAAUUCUCAGCACCCAUCUGACUGAAGUUGUGGAGACUGAAUCUAUAAGACAGCAGAGAAGGGGGUGGGUUAUAACUGAGUCCAAAAAUGACACUAAAACAAUGCAGGCUGCUGUAGUGGGAAGUCCUAUUGAGAUAAGUUGUGCCAUACAUAGCUCAGGGAACCAGUCAGUUAAAUGGAUGCUCCCUGAUGGCUCUACAUUAAAAACACCUUAUAGCAGUGGUGAAAACAGGCUUUCAGCAUUAAGUUCUGGCUUGCUAAAAAUCAAAUCUCUUGAUCAUUCUGAUUCAGGAGUGUACUAUUGUAUUGCACAAGUCUCUGAUGACCUCAGUAUCCUCCCUUUUCGUCUGACAGUGGAGGAAUCCUCCAGCCCAUCUCCUGGAGGUGAAGGAGUAACAAAGCCAGUUACAGGAUUUGCAGGUGGACCUGUUUCCCUUCCAUGUGUUGCCACUGGGUCCCCUGAUGCGGAUAUACACUGGAUUUUUCCUGAUGGCAGCGUUGUAAACAAGCGGGUAAACAUUUCUAGGACAUUUGUGUCAUCAAACGGAACUCUGGUUAUUCGACACAGUCAGCUUUCAGACAGUGGAUACUAUAAGUGUGUAGCAGGAAACCAGCAUGGGAUGGACGUUUUGGCCACAAAAGUAAUAAUAACAAGACCACUAGGUGUCAUACCCUUAAGGAAGUAUUCCAACAGGCCUCAACCUGCUGAGGGACUUUCAACCAAAAUAAAAGUCAUCAUGACUAAUGAUGUGGAGUCAUCUGGGGUUAAUGAACCUGAAGAGCUUUUGGAGAGAGCUCUUCCUAGGCAUGCUGAUUUGCCCAGUCGAAGUAGGGUCCAAAAUAUGGGGACAAGGGGUGGCCAUCCAUCUAGGAAUUCUUGGAGACGUCCUGCUGUGCCAAGGAGGAGAGUAAGUACCCCAGGAGGAGAAAGGGUUAACACUGUAGAGUCUAAAAGAAGAAUUAGUAUGUCAAACAACCAAAUAGACCCAAAGCACUGGGCUAGCAUUUUGGCAAAAGUUCGCAGUGUUGGAAUUAGUCCAAAAACAACUACUCCAAACUCAUUUCAAAGCAGUACAAACAGAAUCCAAGAGUCAGAGACUGCCUACGCAAAGCAGUCAGAAACUACUAACAGGACUGAAGGAUCUUAUGCAGAAGAUACAACAACAAAAAAACCAGCUGAAAAGGCAUUGUACACAAUCACAAUGUCACAGAUGCCUAUUCAGGUUACUGAUUACAACCUGGAUAUAAGACCUCUGGAUUCUGAGGACAAGAGACAUGUUAUUUACCAGCUAGCUGCACCUGACACUGAAAUGAAUUUAGAUUUGGUUACAGUUAGCACAUAUAUAGCACAACCCACAGUUGGUCCACAGAUUACCCAUUUUACUGUGGGACAUUCAGAAGUUGCAGAGGGGUUUGAAAUUAGCAAUAUAUUAAGCACAAUGUCAUCCAGAACUAAUUUACAGGAAAACCAAAGCCAAACAAUUGAUGGUCACAGAGUUACUGAAGCAAUUCAAAAGUCUGACGGUGAAGAUGAUGAUGAUGACUACAGGGUUUCAAAAAGCAUUGAACAUGUGGGACAGAAUUAUCAAGGAAAGACUGAUCACAGCUUAGCAUCAACCACAGCAAAGGCUGACACAGAACCAAGUGCAGAAACAUAUGGUGAUAUCAACUCAUUUACUGAAAUCCUAACUACAAUUAAGCAAAGAAUGCAGCCCCUAAAAAAGAACACAACUCAAGAAAAACAUAAUGUCUCAAAAGUUCCACUGCUUCCUACUGUUACACCAACCACCAAACCCACUUCAGGAAAUAAUAAAGCAACCUUCUCUAAUUCACUAACUGCUUCAUCCUCACAUGCUUGGAACUCGUCCAGCUUGAGGAGGAGGACUGGUGGAAGACAUAGAAAGCCUAAUAGAAUUAGAACUAAGACAAACAGUUCUAAAUCAUCUGUAAAUGUCACAAAUGUCACCCCACAGCCCACUUCAGCUUCAAUUGCUGAGGUCACGAAUGGGUUUUUAGUCAUUACCAUGUCAACUGCCUCCUCUAAAACGAAAAUAGAAACAUCUCGAUGGGCCAAAAGUACAGGAGCCAAGAUGAAUACUACUGUUCCAUUAACUGACAACCAACUACCGUCACAAGGCAAAAUGACUCAUGAAGAGGACACAGAUCUUUUAUAUAGUGGCAGGAAUCACAAAACCAAUAAAUUCAUACCCCAAGAAAAAGUAUCUUUAAAAAAGUAUAAGCCAACUAAAGAACACAAAAGCACCACAACAGUUCCAGUGAUAUCAUCAACAUCCAUUAGUUUUGGAAGAGGAGAAGAGAAAGCAACUUUGCACAAUGAAAAAAAGUCCACUUUGUCUCCUCCUAUUCCAAAUCCUGCUGUGAAGGCAGCCGACUAUGAGUGGUUUACUAGUGUCCAUACCCCUGCAGCUAAAACUUUUGAAGAGAAACAACAGGAAAGCAUUACUGAGGACACUAGCUUGAGUCAUAUAUCAGAUGACUCCCUUGAGAGCUCUAGAGCAAAAUCAGAAGAGAUCCCAGGUGCAAGUCCAGACAAAACAAGCAACCAAUAUAAACCCACAGACACUGAAAAUGUGCUGUCAUCUAAAGAGCUUGUGAGGAAGUUUCCACUGAGGCUAUUCUCUUCAAUUUCCCCAAGUACCCAGCAUGAAACCAUCAAAAAUCAUUAUGUGAAAAGCCAACAUGGUUCAGUGAUGGCAGAGAUUUUUGAAGGGGCUCACCAGAGUUCACUGGUUCCAACAGAUAGGCCCAAAAGCUCUCAACUAUUAAUGCUUGCAACCACACAACCCAGCAGGUUUUCAGCUGAUAGCAUUAACAACAGAGGAGAUUCAACUCCAUCUAAAAAACCUUGGAGUCCAUCAGGAAAUGUUAAUGUGCCACCAUUUACAAAAGAAAACAUACUUACCACAACCACAACAAAAACUACAACAGCAAUAAAGUCCCCUACAGCACGUACACAUAUGCAUGACCCAAUUACACCCACUUCUGCAAGCAGGGUAGGUGAAACAGACAAUACAAAUCACAUUCCUGACAGUCAGAAAGAAAGAUAUGUUACCCUAGGUCAUGAAACCAAUGGUAAACUAGAAGUUAGAAGAACAUACAGUAGAACAACAUCUCCAGUCACACAAUUUUCUUAUCAAUCAGCCAGUGUUAAACCAUAUACUGUCAGUGGCACAAAUUUAAACCCUAAGGAUACUAGAUCUCAAAUAUUAGAGGGAAGCAUCCACAAAAAGGCCACCGCAAAAACACCCACAACUCCAUCACUAUCUUCAGCAAUAUCCUCACCACAGUACCAAUCUCCUAUAAGGCCAGGAGUUCAGAGUAGAGGCAACUCUUCUAUACAUUACACCAUAUUAGGAGGAGCUCAACAAAGACAAACAGCAGUGCCUGAGGGUAGAGGAAGACCUCAAAUCACCAGCACAGACGUUAGCUCUGUAACAGCACAGGCUGAAACUGAUGCAUAUUUGCCCUGUGUUGCUGUGGGGAAGCCCAGUCCUUUCCUUUCCUGGACUAAAGUUUCUACAGGAGCUAGUGUCAUACAGAAAACAAGGGUGCAGAGGUUUGAGGUCCUCUCUAAUGGCACACUCGUAAUCCACAAUGUACUUCCUCUGGACCGAGGCCAGUACCUAUGCAGUGUCCAAAACCAAUAUGGAAAAGACAAAACCGUGGUUAAUUUAAUUGUUCUCACUGAACAACCCAGAGUGCUGCAGCCACGCUAUAGAGAAGCCACAGCAUACCUUGGAGAAACUUUUGAUCUUGAUUGUCAUUCUCAAGGACAUCCUCAGCCUCGAAUCACUUGGGUUCUCCCUGAUAGGGAAAUGGUACAUUCUAGUGGACCUACUCAUGGCAUGUCUGAGCAAAGGGUCUCAGCAUCAUCCAAUGGCACGCUUCACAUAAAAUCUGCUAGUCACACAGAUCGAGGAAUUUAUAAAUGCAUUGCUAGCAAUGCAGCAGGUGCUGAUGCCAUAUCUGUUCAGCUGACUGUUGCUGCCUUGCCACCUAUCAUUCAACAGCCAAGACAUGAGAAUAUCACUCUUCCAGAAGGAAGCACUGCCUACUUGAAUUGCACUGCUAGGAGUGCCCCUCCCCCUUCCAUUGUCUGGGCCACCCCUGAUGGCAUGCAACUCCGUCCCUCUCAGUUUAUUAAUGGACAAAACUUGUUUGUCUUCCCUAAUGGUACACUUCAUGUUAGUAGUCUUGCUCUGAAAGAUACGGGGAGAUAUGAAUGCAUAGUCACCAAUGUGGUUGGCACUGCACAGAGGGCCAUUAAUUUGACUGUAAGGAAAUCCACAAUAUCCUCCAGGGCCAGGAUUACAUUCUCAUCAUCUCAAAAAACAGAUGUGGUCUAUGGAAGCAGAUUGCACCUGGACUGCAUUGUGUCAGGGAAUCCAGAACCAAGGAUCAUCUGGAGGACUCCAUCUAAAAAGCUUGUGGAUGCUCACUACAGUUAUGAUCCGAGGAUUAAAGUAUCUGUCAACGGUACACUAUCCAUCCUAUCUGUGACAGAGCAAGAUGAUGGUGAAUAUCUCUGUGUUGCUCGCAACAAAAUCGGCGAUGAUUUUGUGCCCCUUAAGGUCAGCGUCCUAACAAAACCAGCCAAAAUUCAGCAGAAGACAGAGGUGGACAGGAGGGUAUUGUAUGGAGGUAACCUUAAGGUUGAUUGUGUGGCCUCGGGGCUACCCAAUCCAAAAAUCCAGUGGGCAUUGCCUGAUGGCACCAUGAUCAACAAUGUUAUAAAGCAUGAACACAAUAUUGGGAGUCGAAGUCGAAGGUAUGUUGUCUUUGACAAUGGAACACUCUUCUUCAAUGAAGUAGGGAUCCAUGAAGAGGGUAACUAUACUUGUUAUGCUGAGAACCAAAUUGGUAAAGAUGAGAUGAAAGUGCAUGUCAAAGUAGUUGCAGAUGUGCCUGUGAUUGAGAAUAAGACACAUGAUGUCGUCAGGGUUCUCUAUGGAGAAUCUGUCUCUCUGAAAUGCAGUGCCAAAGGUGAGCCAACACCUCUUAUAUUGUGGUUCUCUCCCACUAACAGAGCCAUCACUUCAGCUUCAGACAAGUAUAAUAUACAUACUAAUGGGACUCUAGUCAUUCAGAAAGUUCAGCGAUUUGAUGGUGGGAACUAUGUAUGUCUGGCAAGGAACAAUGCAGGGCAGGACCGCAAAGUGACCACAGUUGAAAUCCUUGUCUCUCCUCCAGCAAUUAAUGGUCUCAGAGGCACCACAAAUUUACUGAGAGUGUCUACUAUAAGAAAUCAGCGGAAAGUGAUUGAUUGUGAGGCUACAGGCACCCCUGUUCCACUUGUCAUGUGGGUUCUCCCAGAGAAUGUUGUUCUCCCUGCACCAUAUUAUGGGAGUCGAAUGACAGUACAUUGCAAUGGUACUCUGGAUAUUAGCUCAGUGAGAAUAGCAGAUUCAGGCCAGUUAGCCUGUAUUGCUCGUAAUGAGGGAGGUGAGACAAGGCUUGUUGUUCAGUUUGAUGUAACAGACAUUUUAGAGAAGCCAAAACUCAGGAGUCCCAAAAUGGAGUCAUUCUCAUUUACUGUGGGCAGGACCAUUAACCUAAACUGUUCAGUUGAAGGGUCACCAGCACCACAGGUGACAUGGAUCAUUCCAAAUGGCUCCCCAUUAUUGAGUGGUGCACAGUUUAACAAGUUUCUCCACAAGUCUGAUGGGACUUUGGUCAUCAGUAACCCUGCUCUCUCAGAGGCAGGCACAUAUCGUUGUUUGGGACGCAAUGCUGGUGGAAUGGUUGAGAGAACAGUUAUACUAACACCAGGGCAUAAGCCAGAAAUCAAUAACAGAUAUAACUCACCUGUUAGCAUCAUUAAUGGGGAGAGUGUCCAGCUGCACUGCUUGUCAAACACAGACUCUGUCCAUCUCAGCUGGAUCCUGCCAAGUGGCAUGGUCUUAAACCGACCUCAAAGAGCAGGUCGUUAUGCCGUUCUUUCCAAUGGAACCCUCUCCAUUCAGCAAGCCUCUGUCCAUGAUAGGGGAUCUUACACCUGCAAGGCUUCUAAUGAAUUUGGAAACUCCCUGCUCACUGUUCCAGUUAUUAUCAUUGCAUAUCUACCACGUAUUACUAGUGGCCCAGCUCCUGCCACCCAUGCUAGAAGAGGAGUAGCAGUACAACUUAACUGUGUGGCCAUAGGUAUCCCCAAAGCAGAAGUGGCAUGGGAGACCCCAGACCUAACAUGGCUUGUUGCCAGCUCUCAACCACGUCUGUUUGGGAACAAGUACCUCCAUCCUCAGGGCUCUUUAAUCAUCCAGAAUCCCACAACAAGAGAUGCUGGAUUCUACAGAUGUACAGCCAGAAAUGUGGUAGGGGUUGACUCAAAAAGUACAUACCUUUAUGUGUACUGAUAAGCAGAGGACAUCUUCUCUUCAUAUGCCCAAGGAACUGCGAUGUUGAGCUGUCACCCAGCUUGACAGCUUUAAUAUUUGUCAAUGUGAAAUGUAGAAUAGAAUCAGCCCAAAGCAAAAACAUGACAUUAUUUUUAAAAUGAUUGUGGGUGCUUAACAUUACAAUGUGUGCAACUAUUACAAAAAUGACAAAAAGUUAAAAGGUACUAUUUUCAAAAGCUUGCAGUGGGAUUCAUGUAAGCAACAUAACCAAUCUACCGAUAUUAUAAGGCAUCUUUCUACUUUUAUUGUUUGACAAUGACAGUUUAUGUCAAAACGUAUAAAUGAAAAAGACUUUUAUUCAGAAUUAUUCAGGGAUAUAAUUAUUGUAAUAAUACUUCUUUACAUAUUUUCUUCAAGCAUACUUGUCAUUGAAUGACAUUCAAGCUCAUAAUCUGUUAUCACACAACUGUGGCUAGAACAGUUUGUUUUUAUUUUAUUCAGUAUUACAUUCAUUCACAGAUUCUCAUUGAAUUAAUCAAAAAUAAGGUACACAGUUGUCUACAAUAGUGUCUGCAUAUGAUUACUAUGUCUACAUACUGUAGGUCUGUUAAAGGAUUGCUCAUCUUUUACCCAUUUGUAACACUUAUAAAUUAUUUGC
This is a messenger RNA of Myxocyprinus asiaticus (Chinese sucker), 8335 nucleotides long. RefSeq names its product immunoglobulin superfamily member 10-like. The record is from RefSeq and is a predicted model, not a curated record. NCBI's taxonomy places the organism in Eukaryota, Metazoa, Chordata, Actinopteri, Cypriniformes, Catostomidae. The transcript is spliced from 6 exons. Gene Ontology annotation, cellular component: extracellular region. Bases 1 to 7695 code for a protein of 2564 amino acids. Gene Ontology annotation, molecular function: protein binding.